This is a messenger RNA of Salmo salar (Atlantic salmon), 2087 nucleotides long. RefSeq names its product PX domain-containing protein 1. Lineage: Eukaryota; Metazoa; Chordata; Actinopteri; Salmoniformes; Salmonidae. Gene Ontology annotation, molecular function: phosphatidylinositol binding. The record is from RefSeq and is a predicted model, not a curated record.
AAAUAAACACAGCACCAGUUCCGCUAGCAUCCACUAGCCUGAAAGGACCAUCAACUAAAUGGCAGGAAUUGAAUUGCCAGUACAUCAACAUUUAUUUGAAAUCACUGGCUUUCUUAGCUCUAAAUAGUUUUCUAGGUUUGCAAAACUUGCUGUUGCAGAUGGUUUGGUAUCAUGCUAUAUUGCGUCGUUAGUGUGAUUUGGGGUUUGGGCAUCUCCGGCUGCAUAGCAUCAAGUGGUGUGCGAGAGCGGAGCAUAAUUAAUCAGCAAACUUCCAACCUGGCAACCUUCUCCUUCAAAUCACUUCCAUCAGCGGGUAUGAUACUUGUGGAAUUUUGAUCCAAUUGGACAUCAUACAAGCCAUUUAGGUUAAUCGAAACGGCACUUAAUAUUUCUGAAAACGUUUGAGAAAAAAAUUAACUUUCCCCGACCGUUAGCCUAUGCAUGAUGAAGAUUGGGGAAAGGAAUCAAAUUGCAGAUAUUUAGGCGCCCCGAAGUCAAACUAACAAUUAUAGCCUGUCAUCGAAUGGGAAUAAAGCAGUGAAAAUGGCAACUGUUGCUUUUGAGGGAACUUCGCUCAUGAACAUGUUUGUACAAAACUGUUGGGUUGUUGGCACACAGCGAAUCAUCAGUCACCGCGGAGAGGAAGAAUUCAUUGAAGUCCGGACCGAAUUGUCGGACAGGAGCGUUCUCUAUUUGCACAGAACGGACCGCGAUCUUGGAAGCCUUCUAAAGAGACUCAUGGAUGCUUUCCCAGAGGAUAUAGCAACUCCUACACGGUCAGCGCUCCUAGAUGGACUUGUGCGAAUAAGAGAUGCUGCAGAGGCCAAUGAUAUUGAGAUUCGAUUGCAGGAGGUGGAAAAACUACUCAGGAGGGUCUUCACCUUGCCAAUUAAGUAUUCACGGUCAGAAGCAGUGCUUACGUUCUUUGAGCAAUCUCCGCUGGACCUGAUGAUAAGAGAAAACAACAUCAACAAUAUGGAGCCAUACUACCAGAGUCCAGUAACAAUAUCAGAUAUCAUGAGGUGCAAUGGAUUUUGUCUGGCUAACACAGAGACCAUUUUCUAUGACUACAGUGCACCACAGGAUAGACACAGAGCCCUGUCAGUGUCCACAUGUACAGAGUCUGCAGGUUUUGGGUACGAUACCCAAUCUGGGUUUAAGGAGACCCUGGACCUCGUUGAGACAGCAUCAACGGCUGGUAGCGCCGAAGACCAAGAAACGUCUUUCCCUAAUCUGACGUACUACCAACUACUGACCUACGAGACUGAUAUUCUGGAAUGAACGACAGUGGUGGACAUAUUGUUUGAGUCUGUAUGGUUCUCACUUGUUUACCUACACUUUCACUGGUUCCUGUCCAAAUGAUGUAGGUUACAGACAGGGUUGGGGAGUAACUGAUUACAGUAGUCUGUUAUGUGUAAUCUGAUUACCCCCCCCCUAAAAAACUGUACCUGUAACAAGUUACGUUACCAGCAAAAAUAUUGAAAUCGGAUUACAGAUACUUUUGGAAAAACUAGAUGAUUACUUAGUUGGAUUACUUUUAAAUUCAGAAAUUAUGUUUGAAAAAAAUACAUUAUGAUACCUUUCUGUUUUCUCAAUGACAUUCAAUUCAGCAUAAAAAAAGAUGCAAGUAUAAGUUUGUUCCACCUGAGUGAGUUUGACCACAAGACCACUAUGACGACUCACCAAAUGUGUUUGAAUCCAUUUUGUCUUCUAAUGCCUCUUGAGGAAAGUAACUAAAAGUAAUCAGAUUACAUUAAUGAGUUUGGGUAAUCCAAAGGUUACGUUACUGAUAACAAUUUUGGACAGGUACAAUACUUUUGGCCAUAUAGUGUAACUAGUAACUGUAACAGAUUACAUUUAGAAAGUAACCUACCCAACUCCUGGUUACAGACUGAUGCUGCUAGACUCACUGGUCCGGUCUAAAUUAUGUAGGUUACAAACUGUUGCUGCUAGAUUCAAAUGAUUUCACAUUUGUGCCACGAAGAUAGAGUUAAAAAAUACUUGUUCUCCAAACUGAUUAACCAAUAUACUGACUUGCCUAGUUUAAAUAAAGGUUAAAUAAAAUAAAUCAAUAUAUUGCAUUGUAA